AUGCUUCAUGAGAUCCUCUUGUCCCUGUCCGGUCUCCAGUCGCCUAUAUGGUCGCAAGCACGGGUACGACCAUCAGGAGAAGGAGACCAGGAAACGCCAUUCAACCAAUAUGUUUCACCCCCGGAACGGGUUAUGCUAGAUACCCUAGCUCGCCUACAUGACUUGCAUGUCCAGAUCAGAACGACGACGACGCAGUUGUCCAAACAUCACAAGUCGAUGGUGUGCCGAGCGGUGAGCUCCUCAGUAGCAGACGUUCACUUGGGCUCGUUCUUGAGCAAGAUUAUACAGGUGGAAUCUGCCAUUCUCCGAAAGGAUGCAGGAUACGUGGCAGCGUAUGAGAUCGUGCCUUUGAGCACCAUCGUGGCCGAGUUUUCACCCUGGACUAGACGGUUGGAGUGGCUAUGGUCAGUAGUCCAGCAUCUCGACCCCAGUGCCGCGCAGAGUGCAAGGAAACGCCCGCCAUCCGGAGCCAGCAUUCUCGAUCUGCUAGAAGAUGAAACACAUACAGGUUACUCGGACAUUGAAGAAAUGGCUGUGGCACUCUUAACAGUUGCUCAGAAAAGUUGGAUGCGAGCGACGUCGCUCUGGGUCCUCUAUGGCAAGCUUCCUGCCGCUGGGAAUCAGGACUUCUGCGUCAAACCGAAUCCAAAUCCGUCGUCUGCCAUGGAUGAGUUCAUCAUUGAUCCUGCAUUGGCUCCUAAAUUGUUGAGGCGGGGGGCAAUCCAAGCAUUACUCUCAGCCGGUAGUGCGUUGAGCCAGCUGCGUUCGCAAGCCACUUCUGGUGCAGCUGCGUUACAGGCCUUCGAAGACCCGUCCAUGGCUCUGUUACAGAACCAUCUCACAGUGCUUUGCUCGUUGCAGUACCCAUUGAACCCAACCCUGUUGGGGAGUGCGUUACUGGCCAUCAACCAGAGCAUCUCGGAAAACGCCCUCUCUCAAAUCCUUCCCCGGUCCUUAGUAAUGCAACUUCUUCAGGUCAUUUUGCGUUAUAUGCUCCUUGGUCAAGGCGAGUUUGCGGUAUCUUUGAUCAGGCAUGCAGAUGAUAGACUUCGUGGCCGCCAGCAGACACUGGCAACAGCUCGUCCGAUUCGAAAGAUCGGAAGACUGGACGACCUAGCAGUGAAGGAGGCGGAACUGAAUGGUGUGCUGGCCAAAACCAUGGCGGAGAUUGCAGCUUUACAAAGGGAGGAUGACCUUGAGGACGACACCUUCCAUCUCGCCAGACAGUUUUUGUCUCUCAAAGCAGCGCCGAGUGAGCACAGCAUGCGCCUCAUAGCCACACUGCUGCCUACGCCCACACUUCUGCGCCUUGCUUUCCCGGCACAAUCGCCACUGCACAUAUUCUUGUCCUCGGACGAUGCCAAGAUCUACGCCCACAUCAACGCCUAUCUGCUCUCCAUUCAUCGAGCAGAACUACAUUUAUCGGCACUAUGGAGGCUGUCAUCUCAUCGCCGAUGUCACCCGAGCCCUCUGGGACCACCGAGAAGCACUUCACAGUCUGGACGAGCAAGACUGGAAGCUGGCAGGCUGAAAGAUGCCCAACGCAACUCAAGGACCAGAGGUCAUUGGACCUGCGCGAGCAAGCUCUUGUUCCUGGUCAAUGAGCUUCAGGCAUAUCUGCAGGGCGAGGUGAUUCAGAGCAGUUGGACUCAUUUCCGCGAGUGGCUGGAGGGCAAGGACUCACAUCACCUUUCUUCUGCAAGGUCAUCGAGGCCAACCACAGCGUCGUCGGCUGGAGAGCCGCCUAUGUCUGAAGCCGUCGGCCGCGACAAAGAGAGGGUGCCCACUGAUCCUCGCGCGCUGGCCGACGCGCAUCGGAGGUAUCUACAUGCAUUGAAUGCAGCUCUUUUCCUCGCAAACGACGGCUUCAUCGAAUCACUAAAAGAGCUUCUUGACCAAAUCGAUCACCUCGUCGCCCUCUUCUCGCGGCUUCAGACAGUCUGGCAAGGGCUAGACCUGCAGGAUGACGAGGGUGUGGUUGACGCCUUCUCCAACUAUGCACAGGACGAAGUGGAAGUGCUCGCCGAGAUGGACCGGACUAGGAGCGCUGUUGAAGCCUCGCUUUCAAAGAUUGUCGACAAGAUUCGUGACAUGGAGAAAGAAAAGGAAACGGGGAGCGGCGUGAGCAGUAAUAUCGAUGACGGCAUGAGUGAGAUGAAUUUGGAUGGAACCGAGACAGACUUUGUGCCCUGGCAGGCAAGGACUGUCGUUGACCGAUUAGUUAUGAAGCUAGAUGGACUUUUUGGGAGGCAGGACGAAGACCGCCACGAGCUCAUUGACGGCUAUGAUGAUGACUAA
Messenger RNA from Cladophialophora yegresii CBS 114405, 2298 nucleotides. RefSeq lists its product as uncharacterized. Gene Ontology annotation, biological process: cytoplasmic microtubule organization; mitotic cell cycle; meiotic cell cycle. The record is from RefSeq and is a predicted model, not a curated record. NCBI's taxonomy places the organism in Eukaryota, Fungi, Ascomycota, Eurotiomycetes, Chaetothyriales, Herpotrichiellaceae. Gene Ontology annotation, molecular function: gamma-tubulin binding; microtubule minus-end binding. Bases 1 to 2298 code for a protein of 765 amino acids. Gene Ontology annotation, cellular component: centrosome; spindle pole; equatorial microtubule organizing center. The transcript has a single exon.